AUGACCACCAACAAAGAAGAGCGCCCAGUGCAACCAAGCCUCUUCUUCCAAUCUCACAACGAAAAGGGGCCAGAAACAAUCCUUCUCAUCCACGGCGCAUGCGGCAGCAGCAAAGAAUGGGACAAAGUAAUCCCCCACCUAACCGACCAAAACUACCACGUCCUCGCCCCAGACCUCCCAAUGCACGGCCAAUCCGUCUCAAUCAAGCCCUUCAACCUCGACACAGCCACAUCAGCCAUCUUACACAUCAUAUCCGCACACGCGAAGAACGGCACCGUGCAUCUAGUCGGUCUCAGUCUCAGGCGCUCACAUCGGCGCAUGUAUCGCCGAACGCGCGGCUCCGGGCCAAAUAUCCUCAGCAAUAUUAUGCUCACGGAGUUUCCAACGGAGAUGAGGCAUUUGCGGACUGGGCAGUCGUCUUAUGGACUAAUAUAUGAGGUGAUUCGGACGCUUUGUGAGCCGCGGCCGCUUGGGAAGAUUCCCGUGCGGACGUUGGUGGUUGCAGCGCAGAAGGACUCGCUCUUGCAGAGGGAUAGCCUUGAUUCUGCGAAGAAGUUGUUUGCGGCUGUGGAUGGGGGUAGAGAGGGUGGGAGUCGGGUGGUGCUGCAUCGGGGGAUUCUACAUGCGUGGCAUAUGUUUGAGCCGGUGUUAUUUGGGGAAAUGGUUGUUCAGUGGGUUGGAGGGAAGGAUGUCAGCAGUGAUUUUAAGGAUAUCGAGUGA
Penicillium manginii is the source of this 720-nucleotide messenger RNA. Its product is annotated as alpha/beta fold hydrolase. The transcript has 2 exons. NCBI's taxonomy places the organism in Eukaryota, Fungi, Ascomycota, Eurotiomycetes, Eurotiales, Aspergillaceae. The coding region runs from base 1 to 720 and encodes 239 amino acids. The record is from RefSeq and is a predicted model, not a curated record.